CUGUUCCUGGCCGAGAAGGAGAGCUGGCGGCGGGGAGCACGAGGCCGGUGGCCAAUCCGUAAUCGGGGACUCGGUAUUUUUACUCGUAGGGGACCCCCCGUGGGUCACGUGACUGCCAGCCGGGACUCGACGGGCAAGGGGGGCCAAGCGCUACCAUGGAGCUAGAGCAGGGCAUCGAUGUUGGCGCUGAAGUGGAGCUGAAGGACGGGAAUGUUCCUCUGGAUGAGCCCAUUGCAUUAAGGCUGGAAAAUAAGAAGGACUUGCCAGCUUGGCACACUCUACAGUAUUUUGAUGAAUCGAGUAGUGACGAGAGCUUGGACGGCGAUGCUGUUGUUUCCUCAUCCUCUGAUGACGAGAAUCCAGAAGCAGAAUUGAUAGAACCUGCAGUCGAAAUUGAGAGCCAAGAACAAGUGAAUCAGAAGAUAGAGAACAUUUCGAUUUCUGAAGAACCACAACAAGGGCUACACCAUGAUAACCCACCAAUUGAUAAUCAGGCGGUGCUUUGGAGCAAUGAAUGUGUUCAGGAUCAAGUUUUUCCUUUUGUGGAGGAACUAGUUAUAGCAGAAUCUACUACAGAAGAAAAUGUGGAGUUGAGCCCGUCCUCGGUUUCCCAUCAACCUUCUAAUGUUAACCAUGCCUCCUCAGAAAUGGGAUGCCUCCCCAAAGAGGACAUGGGCUUUUCUGUAGAUAUUAAUAGUCUAGAUACUCACGAAAAGAGCCCCAGAAAGUCAUCCCUCAAAAUCCACAACUGUCCAAGAUGCGGCCGGCAAUUUCGAAGGUUUUCUGAUUUAGAAAAACAUUUCUGCUUGAAGAUGGUAGACUUCCUCAAAAAAAGUGUUGAUAAUGCUGGUCACGGAACGAGCUCUUACAAUGAUUCGGAAAGGGCAUUGGAGCAGGUGUGUGAAAAGGCACAGAAGGAGCUUAAGAUAGCACAGGAAAUGAAUGAGGAAGAGAUCCGCACGUUUGUUUUAGGGGACACGCUAGACAAUUCAUCAGACAGCGAGAAAGGCUAUUCAACUGAUAGAGUAAUAGCAUCAAAGAGCAAAUCAAAUAAGCAGACAAUGCCCCUUCAGUUUAACUGCGACAAAUGCGGGCGUCAGUUUGGAAGAUUUCGAAAUAUAGCCAAGCAUACAUGUUGGGGCAAAGACCCCAAUUUAGCCAACCUGCAGACAAUCUCUUUCAAAGCAGACUCAUCAGAAUACGUAGCGAAAGGGAAACAGGAAGCCAGUAGCAACACUAGUCCGAGCCCCUCAACAUCACAAGGCCAGGCAAGUAAGAUGCCUCAGAGGACACCUACAGGGAAAAUCAUAAACAACAAUUAUCCCCCUGGCACUGCCAACAAGUCCUACACAUGCCAGCAGUGCGGGAGAGUGUUCGAACGAAGCUGUGCAUUUUCCACCCACAUCCGUUGGCAUUUAAAAGAGUCAGAGCUGGAACUUCGUGCCAAAAUUCAUGACCAAAAGGUAAAUCUAGCAAAAAAAGCGAUUGCAAGUGAGGGUGGAUCUUGGCAAACGAUGAAAAAUCCAGUCAUUGGAUUUGAGGAUGUAGACUUGCCUUUUUCCUGUGACGAAUGUGGCCGUUGCUUCAGACACAAGGGCAACUUGGUUAAACAUCUAAACUGGCAUAUGAGUCAUAACUUUCAUGUUGCCGCCAUGAAGGAAAAGAACCUUGGCUUGGGCCUCUAUCCACCUGAACCAUAUUUUCCAGAUCUCCAGUACACCCCGGAAAUGUUGGCUAGCAUGCAAGAGGAGGACGACAAUGUCAUUGGUGAGGAUGAAAUAAUCCACCAUUUCAUAGAUGAAGACUUUGUCCGGGCAUCUGAUACCAAAAAAACAGCCCGGGAAAAACAGCGGAGCCAUACUGCUGCUGGAAAGGGAGAAGCGCAGAAGUCUCUUCCACAAUCCAUGUCACAUGCGUUCAUGGUUCAAUUUUCCAAAAGGCCAAAGCCACCUCUGAAAUGUCCAGACUGUGGUGUUCGCUUUUACCGGCUCUCGCAUCUCAAGAGGCAUCAGCACCGGGUUUCCGGCCGCAAAGUUCCAGUCAAAAGAAAGCACAAAUGUGAUUGUGGCAAAUCCACAGUAGGGUCACUGCACUUCUUGCGGCACCAACUGCAGCACUUGAGCGACACUGGAUUUAUCUGUGAAAUGUGUGGACAGGCUUUGUGCGGGUACCACCAGCUCCGGGCACACAGCUGGAUCCACCCUCUUGUGUCACGUUUCCAGUGCAGCUGUGGGGCAAAGUUUUCUCAGCUCCCCAGAUAUUUAUGGCACUCCUUGAUGAACAAUUCAGAUCUCAAAAAGAAAGGACAGAAGAACAAAAAAAAAGUAAAGAAGGGCAAAAAACAGAGAAAGACUAAAGCAUAGGCUGCUUUUUGGGGGUUUUCAUGUUUCCUUUUUUUUUUUAUGUAGUGGUUUUUGUAAUGUCAGUCAUUUUCUAUGUAGGUUAUCCAUAGUCUCAUUCUGACCACUGAAGUGCUGGUCUUAUCUUUUCCAAGAACUUCUACUCAUGUCCAACUGCAGAUGCUAUGCUGUCUAAUGCAUAAAGGCUAGCAUGGUACAUGAUUGUUGUCACGUUUAAAUAACGAGUUAUUUUUUUUCCGUGUAAACAUGAACUAAGACGUAACUCUCAUGGAACUGAUUAUACUGCCUCGUAAUACAGAGGAUUCAACUUUCUAAUGAGAUCUAUCUUCAUCCGUUGAGAGGACACAGUACUUAACAUUGAAAAGCAAUCCGAUUCCUCAGAAUUUUAGAUAAUAAUGUACAGGUCAACUCUGGGCACUGCCAGUCAAAGCAUCUCCUCCUGAUCUGGCUGGGGUGUUGUGGGACACAAUUCAGGAGGUCCAUCUAAUGUCCAUCUAAGGUCCAUCUAAUGUCUACAGUUCCUAAGUGUUUCGAGCAGUGGAAAUUCUAUUCCCAGAUCAUGAUUGACUUUUAUGUGACUGAGAAAUGUGAAUUAAUAGUGGAUAUUUUUAAAUACUAUAAACAUCACAAAACCUAAAUUA
Messenger RNA from Xenopus laevis (African clawed frog), 3001 nucleotides. It is a transcript of the gene znf554.L, whose product is annotated as zinc finger protein 70. The coding region runs from base 156 to 2363 and encodes 735 amino acids. The transcript has 3 exons. The record is from RefSeq and is a predicted model, not a curated record. Lineage: Eukaryota; Metazoa; Chordata; Amphibia; Anura; Pipidae.